This is a messenger RNA of Nannospalax galili (Upper Galilee mountains blind mole rat), 3024 nucleotides long. RefSeq names its product EF-hand calcium binding domain 13 (gene Efcab13). The transcript is spliced from 26 exons. The record is from RefSeq and is a predicted model, not a curated record. NCBI's taxonomy places the organism in Eukaryota, Metazoa, Chordata, Mammalia, Rodentia, Spalacidae.
AUGGAGACUAAAACACAUUUAUUUUACAAGGCAGAAGAAAGUGUCUCUGUAUCAGUUAAUGACUCUGAUUCUUUUGGAACCAACUUGUCACCAAGAAAUACUGAAAGUAAGAACUACAUUAAAAUUUCUAAAACAACAGAGAAGAAAAAUCCACCUGAAAUUAAGGGUUUAACCCCAAAAUACAAAAAAAAAAUGAAUGAUUGCAGGUUUAGGAGAGAAACUACACAGAUAAACCUGAAAUAUCUUGAAUUCCAGAGGUAUGAGACAUCAGUAUCCUUAUGUAGAGAAGAAAAAUACUCUGAAUUUUCAGCAUCAAAAAAAUUCAGGAGAAAGGAAAGUUUACAAGUACAGCUGUGUACUAUAAGAACUGAGACUCCCUCUCCCUCUCGGAAGCCGUCAAAAGAGAAGAUGACUCGGAAAGAAAGCACUUUACACAAGCUGUCGAGUCAGUACGGUGGUCGCAAGACUUUGUUACCUCUUUCUACAUCUUCCACAGCUACUCGGAGGAAGUCAGCACCUUCUAACCUCUACACGACAUUAUAUGAACAAAUACCUGAUGGAUACUUACAAUUCCAAGAAUUAAGUGUGCUUCCUAAAGCCUGCAGAAUUUUUAGUAAAAUUCGAAAUGGUGAGAUUUAUGUGAGUGAUUUGCCAGUGGUUCUUCACACCUUGAAGAUUUCAAUGAGUCAUUCGGAAAUGCGACAAGUGCUAAAGACUAUGGAUAUUGAUGGGCAGUUUUCAUUCCAGGAUGUCUGGAGGACUUUUUCUAAGGUGAAAUGUGGUAGAGUUGCCAUUGAUGAAGUGGCUGCUGUUUUGGAAAGCCUGGAUCUUCCUGUAAGCCCUGAAAUCCUCAAAGAAGUGCUAAGAUACACUUAUGUGGACAGCGACAACACAGUGGGUAUUGGGGAUAUUCUGUUUACUUUGGAAGACCUGCAGCAACAGUAUGAAGAUGUUUCCAUCUCCAAUGGUUCAUCCUUGGAUGAAACUGCUUCAAGUAGAAAGUCAUCAAGUAUACCAGGACACUAUCUAUAGCAUAAGAAGAAAGGCAGCUCAAUUUCCAGAUUGUCUGAACCUUCAAUAUUAAAAAAGUUGAGCAUGUCCCCCCAUCAGUCUCAUAGUAAAAUUAUGGAGAAACAUGAUGACCUUGAAUCUAAACCAUCAAAAACUUCUUUACAAGCUAGAAGAUUAUCAAGUGGAGUUGACAGUGAUUAUGUGGGAUUAUAGGACCCAUAUUCAAAAAAUGGCAUGAACUUUAAAAAACUUUCACAGAUGGCAGACUUCAAAUCUAAAUCACAUAGCUUGAAGAGUUCCACAAGCAUUAAUAAGUUUCUGGAUAAAAGUGAUGUUUCAAAUAUUCCAAAAUCUCAGAUGCCAGCUGUGAGAAGGCAUUCCAGCACCCUAAAACCAAUUUCAUCCAAGGAAAAAUCUACAAUUAAUACCCUGGAAAGUGUCCAUGAUGCUAUCAAUAAACUCCAAGAAAAUUACAUUUCUGCAGAAGAACUUCAGUCCACUUUGCGUUCAACUAAUACAGUGGGGAUUGCUUUAUCAGAUGAAGAGUUCCAGAAGAUUGUGGUGGAGACUCAUAGAGAUGAAAAUGGAAUGCUGAACUUAGAUGACUUUAUUAUGAUACUCUCUAAGGAGCAAAAUUUUCCUGACUAUGAUGCCCUGGGUAGUAUCAUCAAAGGCCUUAAUAAAAUUCGGAAUGAAAAUAUUGCUUAUGAGGAUUUAAAUACAUGUCUUCAAAAUUUUGGAGUUUACCUUCCUAAGCCAGAAUUAAAGAAGAUCACAGAAUUAACUGAAUUUGAUGCAUUGAAAGAGGCUGUCAGCACACUGGACUCCAUGAAAGGAAGCCAUCAGUUUGAUAAAGACAGAUAUUUGGAUGGACUGAAAAAUGGCUUGGCCAGGAGCAAAGGGCGGUGCCCAUGCGAUCGCAGGCGGUGCCCCUGUGAUCGGAGGCAGCGCCCAGGAGGCAGAGCCCGUGUGAUCUCAGGCAGUGCCUGUGCCAUCAACACCACGCGAAUGGAGAGCGGCCACAGGUGGCGCCCAUGCGAGUGGAGGAGCGGCGCAGGGAGACAGCACCCAGUGAGCAGAAGAGCGGCCACAGGUGGUGCCCAGAGUGAACAGAGAGCGGCCGCAGGAGAGGAAGCAUCUGUGACAUGCAGGAGUCGGAAUGCUAUUCCUCAUUUAAUUAUUUCUUUCUCUAAAUAUUCAGAUUUUAGAAAAGAGGUUCUGUCUUGGAACCUGAAAUUGCCAACAGUAAAUUAGAUCAAAGAAGCUACUGACAUCUUGUCACAUGUUGAUGAUGGCCAGAUUGCUGUAUCUGACUUGGAGCAUGCCUUAAAAUAUUUGAAUGGUAAUUUAGCUGAGGAGGACUUUAAUGAAACCCUUAAACAUUGCAAUAUCAGUGAUAAUAUGGAAGUGGAUUUAAAAGUUUUUUUAGUGGAAAUGAGAGAAACUCCAAAAUUUAAAAAGUCCAUAGUUACACAGCUACUCACAGCUGUGCCCCAAGUUCUCCAGAAUGAUCUAAUUGAUGUCUUUGAUCUCAAGAAGUUAUUGAUGAGCAAUGACCUUCAUACAGCUAAUGCCUUACUGACUGAAGUAUUAAAAAAUGUACCUGAGCAUGGUUUAUUGAAAAAGACCACAACUCUUGAUAAUAUCAGAAAUAAUGAGAUGCCUGCAAAUGAGCUGAUCUCCAAAAUCUUGAAUACUGGGAUUCCAGUAAGCCAGAAGACAUUGCAAGAGGUCCUGAAAUGGGCAUCUAUUGGUGAAAAUGAUGAAGUAAGCCUCAAACAAAUUUUGAAGAGUUUGAACACAAGCAAACCAGAUCCUAUAUUGGGAGAAAAUGGACGCAUUUCCCAAAAGGAUGCUCUUUUAGCGCUGAAGAGCAAUAAGUGUUUCCAAGAUUUUAGAGAGAUUAAUGAAUUUGCAAAUGCCAUGGGCAACAUUACCAACGCAAAAAUGAAUAUUGGUAAUGUAAGAAAUACUAUGAACGGCCUAGGGAUUUGUAUCCCAGAAGAAGAAUAA